This is a messenger RNA of Parnassius apollo (apollo), 2412 nucleotides long. Lineage: Eukaryota; Metazoa; Arthropoda; Insecta; Lepidoptera; Papilionidae. The record is from the annotation of a GenBank genome assembly.
AUGUCUCGAAAAUCAAAUGUUGGCAAAAAAACCAACUUGUCUCAAUUUGGACUACUAGAUAUCCCAGAUCUGGAUGAUGGAGAUGAGCCUCUUGAUUUGUCUGAUGAUGAUGUAGAUCUGGAAGCCGAGUUGGCUGCUAUAAGCGGGGGAGGUGGAGGACGGAAGAAGCCAAAGAAACCAGCACCAUUGCCCGUAACUAAUUUAGAUGCAAUGAUUGCUGAGAGUUUAAAAGAUAUUCCAUCUGAUGAGGAUGAGGGAUCAGGGGAUGAUGAUGACCCAGAGUUACUUGGUGAACUAAGAGAAUUGGCUGAUGAAGAUGAGCCGCCUUCUCCUCCGCGUACUUCUCGUCCCGCGCCACCUCCCCCCGGCGGUACAGAUAGCAGCAUGAUUAGUUUACUGCAAGACAGAAUUUCAAAUUACUCUCUUGCCGAGAAAAACGCAAAACAAAGCGGGGAGAGUAGCCGUGCUAGAAGAUUCGGCCGCGGCUUGAAAACCCUAAAUGAUCUACUCAAACAAGCGAAAGCAGGCAAACCUAUCAAAGAGGAAGAUAUUCCUCCGGCUGUAAGUUUGGGCAAGCCAGCCUCCGAGGCGCCAGCGCAGACUCCUCAGGACGAAGCUCCGGCUGCCAGGCCCCCGCCGCAGUCCCCUCCGCCCGCCUUACCAGAGCCUGUCGAGGUUCCCGAGGAAGCUCCGAAAGCUCCGGAGCCCGAAGGUCCGCCGCCCCCACCGCCCAGAGUUGAGUCCCAAGGAAUAAGCCCGGAGAGACAGCAGGGAUUGCAAGUUAUCUUGAAACGCAAGGAAGAGUUCAAAGCGGCGGCGCUCUCUUGUAAACACGCCGGCGACAAGGCCCUAGCACUUGAAUACUUGAAAGUGGUGAAACAGUUUGAUGUAGUAGUGGAGGCCUACAAAUCCGGGCAUGAUAUGGAUCUGAGUGAACUGCCAACGCCGGAGGCUAUUGCUGCCGCCUUUAAGUCGCCGCAAAAAGACGAGCAAGAUAUUCAAAAGUCAACAGAAGCUGCUUCUCCCGAACCAAUACCUGAAUCCACGGGCUUAAUAGCAGCAUCUACUGUAGGUGAAGCUUUGAAGCAAAGACUUGCGGCCUUUAAGGAACAAGAAGCUAAGGCAAAGGAGGAAGGCAACUCGUCGAAAGCGCGUCGUAUGGGUCGCAUCGUGAAGCAAUACGAGCAGGCGGUGAAGCUGCACGCGGCUGGGAAGCCUCUGCAGCUGGACGAGCUGCCAACUCCCGCGGGACACGCCCCCUUCCCUACGGAAAAUACUAGUACGCCGCCGGCCCCCUCCCCACCGCGACCAGCGCCCGCUACACCCCCCUCCGCCUCCGCCCACACAACUGCACCCUCCCCAUCCCCAUCACCCUCCCCCUCCUCUAUCGGCACCCCCAUCGCGUCCCCUUCGCGCUACUCAAAGCAGCUGGCGCUGCUACAGGUGCGACAAAAGCAGUUCAAGGAAGCCGCGCUCAACGCCAAGAAGAAUGGCAACAUCGAUCUAGCCAAAGAAUAUUUACGCGCGGCAAAGGGCUUCGAUUCCGUCAUAGAGGCGGCUCGUGGGGGGCUCCUGGUAGAUCUCAAAUCGCUGCCGUUGCCGCCACAGGACAAGAAGAAAAUUGAACAAACUUUCGACGUAGUGUCCAAGGAGGACUGCGAGCCGGCCGAUAACCUCCCGGAUAUUAAACCGGAGCUAGGUGGUGAUAUUCUGGAGCGGUUGCAGCAGCAGUUGACCGCGCAGUUGAAGCUGUGCCUGGCCAACAGGGACCACUGCAAGGCCAUGGGCCACGUUGCUGACACCAACCGUUUCGAGAACCUCGCCACCAGCGUCAAGCAGGACCUCGACGUCGUCAUGGUAGCUAAGAGCUUAGGUCAAAAUCCGCCGAAGUUCCACUACGAAAAUCGCGAUUUCUCAGUGGUGCAAUGCAAUACGGAUCUUAAUGAAAAGGAUCUAGAGUUGACAAUCGUGCGCGGCAUCGCUUACAAUGUUCCUAACCCUAAAGACGUCGACACCUAUGUGAGAUUCGAGUUCCCUUAUCCACAGGAAGCGCCAGUGAUCGACCGCACGAGCACAGUGAAGGACAGCAACAGUCCGCAGUACGAUGCCGUGUUCACGCUCCCCAUACAGCGAUCUGCCAGACCUUGCCUUCGGGUCUUCAAGAGACACGGGAUCAAGUUCGAAGUCUAUUCAAAAGGCGGCUGGUUCAGCCGGGACGCGCUGCUCGCCACCGCCGCCGUCAAGCUGGCGCCGCUGGAGACGCAGGUCACGCUGCACGACGCGUUCCCGCUGAUGGACGGACGUCGACCGGCCGGUGGUUCGCUGGAAGUAAAACUGCGCGUCCGCAACCCACUGUUGCAGCAACAAGUGGAGCGCUCCUCGCAUCGUUGGCUAGUCAUUGACAGCCAAUGA